AUGCUCUUCCUGUUUCAUAACAAGCAAGUGAGUCUGUAUACCAUAAAUGCAGAAUGGCUUGGAGUGUUGGACCUCAAAGGCAAGGCCAAGUGGGAUGCCCAGAAUGAGCUGAAAGGAACUUCCAAGGAAGAUGCCGUGAAAAAGUACAUCUAUGAAGAAGAUGAUCUAAAGAAAAAAAUACAAGGGACUGGAUUUGGCCACUAG
Canis lupus familiaris (dog) is the source of this 204-nucleotide messenger RNA. RefSeq names its product acyl-CoA-binding protein-like. The record is from RefSeq and is a predicted model, not a curated record. Gene Ontology annotation, molecular function: fatty-acyl-CoA binding. Bases 1 to 204 code for a protein of 67 amino acids. The transcript is spliced from 2 exons. NCBI's taxonomy places the organism in Eukaryota, Metazoa, Chordata, Mammalia, Carnivora, Canidae.